CUGUGUCUGCGAUGGCGGCGGGCGGCGGAUCUGACCCGAUUCCGAAGGCCGGCCCCCUCAUUUUUUUCUCCCUCUUGCGGUGAUAUAUUCUCCUCUCCGUCCUCCGAGACCCGGAGCUCCCAGCGCGAAACCCUCGCCCCCAUCCUAACCGCGUCCGCUGGUCUCGACCCAGGAAGUUGAGUAUAUUUGUAUCUCAGCAACCAUGCUCAAGUCUGGUGGCUAAGAAGAUUACUAGGAGAGAAGCUUCUCAUGGCGUCGAAGCGUAUCUUGAAGGAACUCAAGGAUUUGCAGAAGGAUCCUCCUACCUCCUGCAGUGCAGGUCCUGUAGCCGAGGACAUGUUCCAUUGGCAAGCAACAAUCAUGGGCCCUCCUGACAGUCCAUAUGCUGGAGGUGUUUAUUUAGUAAAUAUUCAUUUCCCGCCAGAUUAUCCUUUCAAGCCACCAAAGGUUGCUUUUAAGACUAAGGUCUUUCAUCCGAACAUCAAUAGUAACGGGAGCAUCUGUCUGGAUAUUCUUAAAGAGCAGUGGAGUCCUGCCCUGACCAUCUCAAAGGUCUUGCUAUCUAUCUGCUCUUUGUUGACGGAUCCAAACCCAGAUGAUCCUCUCGUCCCAGAGAUUGCUCAUAUGUACAAGACUGACAGAGCAAAGUAUGAGACCACAGCUCGCAGCUGGACACAGAAGUAUGCUAUGGGAUGAAGGUCUCCUACGCUGGGAGUGGUUAUGUUAUCUGACAAAUGAAUAUAAUAUGGGAUUAAGGUCCCCAUUCGUGAUGUUAUUGAAGUGAUUGUGUUAAGAUGAAAAAUUGUGUUUGUUUGGUUUCUUGUUUGAUCAGAUAGAUCGUAUGCAUGCCUGCCACCUGGCCUGCUAUAAUUUUCAUUGUCAAUAAUAUUCAUAGCUCAUGUUCAUGUU
Phoenix dactylifera (date palm) is the source of this 909-nucleotide messenger RNA. RefSeq names its product ubiquitin-conjugating enzyme E2-17 kDa-like. Lineage: Eukaryota; Viridiplantae; Streptophyta; Magnoliopsida; Arecales; Arecaceae. The record is from RefSeq and is a predicted model, not a curated record.